Messenger RNA from Petromyzon marinus (sea lamprey), 7918 nucleotides. It is a transcript of the gene FHDC1, whose product is annotated as FH2 domain containing 1. The record is from RefSeq and is a predicted model, not a curated record. Lineage: Eukaryota; Metazoa; Chordata; Hyperoartia; Petromyzontiformes; Petromyzontidae.
AGGAGCUCACAGAAGACGAGGUUCAGACCUGCCUGGGAUCAUAAUUGUCGAGAACGAGCGUCGCGAGGCCACGGUGCGGCCUCCUCCGUGCUAUGAAGUAGGGCCAUUGCCCGGAACGUCGCCUCAUAUAUAUUUGUUUGCAUUUGGAGGCGGUGUUAUUGACGAAGGUGUUGAGUUGACGGCCUGCCGCGUCACUCAACUCCGCAUCAAGCGAGUCGACGCGUGAACCGUGGACAAGCGGAGACCUGGCCUCGCCGCUGCGAUGAUACCCCCUGCUCUCGCUGACCCCGCGACGGACGGCCGCCGCCCCCAUCCGACGCGCGGCCGCUGGUAGCUCUCUCUGGCUGCGAGAAGUCCCCGAGGGAAUCUACGUUUCGUGCGACACGACAACCUGCACGACGGAGGGUGGCCGAUUCCCCAAAUCGACGAUGCUCAACAUGGAUGUGCAGAGCAACGGACGCGCGCUUCUCCCCAACGCCCCGAGCGGAUACGCUGCUCCGCCGGCACCGCCGCCUCCUCCUCCUCCGCCUCCUCCGCCGCCACCGCCGCCCCUUCCCCCGUCGCUGGGCUUCACGGGAGUCACGUCGGAGGGCGACGGCCGGGCCGGCGGCGUGGACGCCAGCAAGAAGAAGAUGCGCAAGUUCUUCUGGAACGUCAUCCCCAAGGAACGCAUCGAGGGCAAAACGAACCUAUGGACCAUGGGGGGUCGCAGCGACUCGAUCGAGCUCGACACUCGGCGCAUGGAGGAGCUCUUCUCCAGCGCGGACGCCGAGAUCCGGACGGGGGCGGCCCUUGGCCUCGUGAAAUCCCACAGCGCGGCGCGGUUGGCUAAGGAGGAAAGCCUCCUUGACUCCAAGCGCAGCAUGAAUGUUGGAAUUUUUCUCAAGCAAUUCAAAGGGACCCUGGGCCAUGACGUGAUCCAGGACAUCCUGGAGUGCCGGAGCAAGGACUACGGAGCGGAGAGGCUCGGGGAGCUGCUCAAACUCCUGCCGCAGGCGGACGAGCUGAGUCAGCUGAAGCAGUUUCGCGGAGACAGGAGUCGGCUGCCGGCUCCCGACGCCUUCAUGCUGCUGUUGAUCGAAGUGCCCUGCUACGAGCUGAGGCUGCAGCUCAUGGUCCUCAAGGAGGAAUUCCACCCCACAGUGGCCUCGGCACGCGACGGAAUCCGCGUGGUGCGCCAGGCGGUCACGGAGCUGCAGGCGUGCGAGCAGCUCCACAAGGUGAUCCACCUCGUGCUGAAGGCAGGAAAUUACAUGAAUGCGGGAGGGCACGCAGGAAACGCCGCGGGCUUCAAGAUCACGUCGCUGCUGAAACUCGCGGAUACGCGCGCCAACAAGCCCGGCAUGAGCCUCAUGCACUUUGUGGUGAUGGAGGCGCAAAAGGUGGACCCCUCCUUGCUGUCUUUCCCGGACAAGUUGGUGCACAUUGAAGAAGCGAAGAGGCUCUCGGUGGAGACGAUGGAGCUGGAGCUGGAGAACAUGAGCCAGAAGAUCGCCUCGCUCCGCCAGAAAGUGCGCGCCGACCCUCAGCUCAGCCUUCAGAUGGAUUCCUUCUUCCAGGAGGCAUCGCGCACCAUGGCAGAGCUGGGGCGCCGCCGGACGGUGCUCCGCGCCGACACUCGCUCGCUCGCCAGCUUCCUCUGCGAGGACGAGGACGGCUUCUCGCUGCAGGAGUGCUUUGGCAUCUUCCACAGCUUCUGCGCCAAGGUCCGGAACGCCAUCAAGGAGAACCGCGAGCGCGAGAUGAAUGAGCUGCGGCAGCAGCGCACGCGGGAGGCGUCCUCGCUACCGCCGGGAGCCAAGCGGCGCUCGCUGGCCUUCCCCGCGGACGAGCCGGUUCCCCGGGGCAGCAGCAGCGGCAGCGAGGUCGACCCGGAGCAGGCUCUGCCCGAGUCGCCCGUCGCCGGCACGUCGCCCGUGACGCCCGUCUCGCCGAUGCUCGCGCUCUCCCGCACCUCGGUCGGGUCCACCAAUGCGCGGCGUAGCAGGCGGCUGCCGUCGGAGCUGGGUGGCCGUGACCUCUUGCACUUUCUGCACGCGUCGCCGCCGGUGUCGCCGCCGAUGACGGCGGCCGGCGAGCCGAGCGAGCGGGACUUCGACAGCGAUCGGGAGAGGGAGCACAGGCCGCUCGCAAAGUCCAGCAGCCUCCGUCGCAGCGGCGACCUCGUCAGGAGUCAGCGCGCCACCAGCCUCACGAACCGCCUGGCGUGGCAGGACGGAGACGCGGAGAGGCCCCUGGGCAGGGCGGUCGAGAGGAGCAGCAGCAGCAGCGCCGGCUGCGGCGAGACGGUGGCGAGGCGCUACGACUGGGAGGGCGUCACCGCGAGGCCGUACAGGCGGAGCGCCGACAUCGGAGGCGGCGUGAGCGGCGCGAUCUCUGACUUGGAGAAGGCGCUGGGCAUCGCGCUGGGCGCCGCGCACAAUGACACGAGGAGCGCCAGCCCCGCCGCCGGAACCGCGCCCUGGGCCGCCCCCGUGGCCAGGCGGUAUGGGCGAGUGGAACCCGUGACCUCGGAGCCGGAUGUCGCGUCCGCCGCCCCUGAUCAUCGCCAGGACGGCGCGACGGCCCCAUCGCCGAGCGCGACAAAAUACGAGCGCAUCAACGGCGUGGUCGAGCGGCGCGAGCUCGUCAAGGGCUUGAAGUCCUACGAUGGCGCUGUCAUCGAGGUCGCGCCUCAGCAGCCGGAGGAGCCGGGCGACGUCGUCCUCGUAGACCUGGAGACGACAAAAGACGAACUCCCCAAGACGUGGAGGGCCGUGGCGGAACCUUCGCAGGAAAUCGACGCCGGCCCAGCGCCGAUGACAGAACGGCCAGCUGACGUCCCGGCACCGGCCGGCAGCGAUAAGCCUGAUGCAGAGGUGCAGAUGGUUUACUACGUGUGUGGGUCACAGCCCAACGCACCCACUGCAGAGCCACCAAGGGCAGGCACGGAUGCUCGGGGGGGUUCUCCGGAUCUCGCUGUCAUUAACGAGGCCUCGCAAGCGAGCGAAACCGGCGAGUCGAGCUGCUCUGACGAAGCAGUCGAGCGCCGCGUCUCUCUUGACAGCGCGGAGGAAGAAGCGCCAGUCUCGGCGCCGCCUGAACACCACGACCAACCAGCGCCGACCGAUGAUCCCCGGGAAGAAUCGGACAUGGAAGUGGCGCCGAAGGCGCGGGAGGAGCCGAGGAGGGAGACUCCGCCGCCCGUUGUGGGCUUGCGGCAAGUGAAGUCAAAGGUGGCCGCCUUCGUCCAGAGAACGCGGAGUUACAACGUGACGGCGGAGCCCAUCAGGCCCAGGCCCGUGGGGGGUGCGAGCUCGUCGGGCGCCGUGACAAUGAAACCGGCGAGCAACAGGACAACGUUCAGCACGUCUGCGACGGCCUCGCCCGCCAAACCGGUCAAGGCGGCAAGCGUCAAGCCCGAGACGUCGUCCUACCUGCAACGGGGCAGCCCCUUCCGGCGGUCCGUGAUGUCUCCGAAUCCAAAGUCGCCGCCAACGCCGUCCAAUCGCAAACCGGACGUGGAGCGCGGCGGAUGCAGGAAGCCGCAGGCAGCGCUCUCGGUGCCCGACGUGCGAGAUGGCGCCAGCUCCGUCGAAAGGAAAAACCCGGUGAGCAAAUUGCGAGCGACGUCGGGAACGGGAGGGGGCAGCACGACGGACGUCCGCGGGCCGCUGAACCGGUCCGACAGGCUGAGGGCGACAGUGCGGGUGAAGGCCGGGGCGCCCGUCGAGGGCGGCGGAGUCACGGGCCCGCGUCCCUCUGCCGCGCGGCCCUCCUCCGUCGUCGAGCGGUCGCAGAGCUUUGGCAUUUCCGCCAGGAAGCCUCCCGAGGGCGGCAACAAAGUCACGCGGUCUGAGUCUCAGCGGACCGACGGCAAAGGCGCAACCUCUCCCACCUCUCCCAUUUGCCUUGACCACUCGAGGCAAGUGAAAUCCCCGGAUCUGAAAGCCGGCUUCGUCGUUCGGUUGUCGGCGGUGACGCCGAGGCACGGCCUCGCACGGAACCACCUGUCCGCCUCCUCGUCGCAGCUGGGACCGAGGAAGUCGUCGUCGUCGGAUCUGCCGGAACUGAGCCGGCACUGCGGCCCCGCGGCGCGGACGGACGGGCCGCAGGCCGGGCCAAGGGACGGCACCGUGAGCCCCGCGUCGUCGGACGGGCCCAGGAAUUUGUCCGCCAGGGCCGCUGCCCGGGUGGCGGCGGCGGCGCCGCUGAAACCCGCGAUGGGAAUUCGGAGAACAUCGUCGGAGAAAUGUAGCCCCACGGACAACAGGCCGGGCCGGCCCCUAUGGAAGUAGAGAAAAUUGACGGUGAUGAAAGUUAACAGAUGGAAGAAGAAAAAAAAUACGAAAAAAGAGUCACGUAUAGCAAACGCUGAAGCGAGCCAGAUUAUCUGACCGACGUACCUUCACAGCAAACGCGCGGACUCGUCGUGCCGGCGAGGUCCCGACGGAGUCGAGGUCGACCGCGGCGACCGCUCACCGUGCGCUUUGUGCCACCCUGUGCCUUCCGUGCCAGCAGCGGUGGGGUCCCCGUGCGAGAGACUCUUGAUAACGUCACGCUGGGAAACAAAUACCUUUGCCUCACAUCUCAGGUGCUGCUCUGUUUCUUUUACACACACGGUCCAAACGAUAUUCGCUUGAGUACUUAUCGGAGAACGAGUGUAAUGAGCGUAUACCUUUCGGCUACAUCUCUGGCCGUGAUGUAUUGAGAACUCAAUCACGUGAUGCACUGGUUUUCCUCGAGUGAUGUGGAGCCACAAAAGUUGAUAUUUGUUAACAUGGUACACGCACACACACACACACAUCGUACACACACACAUUGUACACACACACCGUACACACAUACACUGUACACACACACGCGCAGUACACACUGCGGUUACGCAUCAAAAGGUGUUGUCUCAGUGUAUGGUGCAUGUGUCUCUCACGAGUUGUAUCCAGAUUCUGUCUCCAUAUCACGAGACACCGCUCACGCCUCUUUCCCUAUUCACGCGGAGAAUGCCGAGAAGUUGGUACGCAUGGCAGCCUGGACCGUGGUAGGCAUGGCAACCUUGACCGUGGUAGGCAUGGCAGCCUGGACCGUGGUAGGCAUGGCAACCUUGACCGUGGUAGGCAUGGCAACCUUGACCGUGGUAGGCAUGGUAACCUUGACCGUGGUAGGCAUGACAACCUUGACCGUGGUAGACAUGGCAACCUUGACCGUGGUAGGCAUAGCAACCUUGACCGUGGUAGGCAUGGCAAUCUUGACCGUGGUAGGCAUGGCAACAUUGACCGUGGUAGGCAUGGCAACCUUGACCGUGGUAGGCAUGGCAACCUUGACCGUGGUAGGCAUAGCAACCUUAACCGUGGUAGGGAUGGCAACCUUGACCGUGGUAAGCAUGGCAACCUUAACCGUGAUAGGGAUGGCAACCUUGACCGUGGUAGGCAUGGCAACAUUGACCGUGGUAGGCAUGGCAACCUUGACCGUGGUAGGCAUGGCAACCUUGACCGUGGUAGGCAUAGCAACCUUAACCGUAGUAGGGAUGGCAACCUUGACCGUGGUAGGCAUGGCAACCUUGACCGUGGUAGGCAUGGCAACCUUGACCGUGGUAGGCAUGGCAACCUUGACCGUAGUAGGCAUGGCAACCUUGACCGUGGUAGGCAUAGCAACCUUGACCGUGGUAGGCAUGGCAACCUUGCUUGCUAAGACGGGGGGCGGGUGGGGGGCAGCAGCCAGGGCCACCCGGUAAACGUGGAACGUUCGGUCAACGCUGGGCCACCCCGUUGCUCCAACGGCUCCAACCACGUGCCAAUGUCGGCCCAACGUUGCGCGCUUACUGGGACGGCGGCGGCGGCGGGCUCCACCGUGGCCACGGACGUGCACUCUGACGAAGCUGGUGCACGGAACGAGAGCAACAGAAGCAGUCCGUGUAGCCCUUUACGAGCCGUGCCACGCGCGCCCCUUCCCGUCGCGUCGAUGGGAGCAGGGGAGCAGGAAGCGUUCGGUGGCUAUGGGGUUGGGUGGCUCACGAUCAACACCGGUGACGAUUAUUUGAACCGAUCUUGGGCCUCCUCUAGGUCGACUCAGCCUCAAAUGAGUACCUGGGGAGACAAAGGCGGCCGGGCGUGCUGCUCGCCACCCACCCCAAUGUGCGCCGUGCCGGCCUUCAUAGGUGCUUGCUAACAGCACUUGCCCCAACAGUCUGUUACAGGCUACACGGGGGAUCUUUGUUUUGGUGGGUCAUUCGCAGAGGGCGUCGUGACGGCACCCUUGCUCGGUGCGGCAGCAGCACCACGUGGGGGAGGCAGUGCCGCGUGUGAUGCGGCACGUGUCGGGCCGUCCGUCUCUCCGCAGAUGUUCGGGAACGACUUUGAAAGUUGAAGGGACAGUCUCGGUUUUUUUUUGUAGACGAAUGAUGAGAAUCUCAUCGGAUGGAGGAAUGUGUCAAGGAACCGAAGGGGUCCAUGAUUGGUAAUAUUUAAUGGGGGGGAAGGGGGGAGUCCAGUACAUGAAUUGUCGCCACUGUCUAAAGUUUUAGGGUAGCGACCCCCCUGAGCCACCGCUCCAUCCACUAUCCCCUCCGUGCCACAGAAACUAACGGCUGAAUUGAAGCGUUGAAUCGUACGCGCUGGGCACACACACGCGGACACACACACACGCGGACACACACACACACACGCGGACACACACACGCGGGCACACACACACGGGCACACACACACAGGCACACACACACGGGCACACACACGCGCGGGCACACACACACACACGGGCACACACACACGCGCGGGCACACACACACGCGGGCACACACACACACACACUCGCGCCAGCCGUUCGUUUAGUUACUGCAGCGAGAAACCACGGGUGGAGCGGACACAGAACUACCUCCAAGCUCCACGCCAGCCAGCCCGCAACAACGAGACAACACAUCGACAAUGUCGAUUCGGGGACAAGGCAACACGGAACGGAGCAAUGAGAACCGCGCAGCAACAACAAAAAAGGCGGAAGAAAAAAUAAACAAAACCGGGAGGAAAUUCUGGGAGUCACCAAAGAUCGCGCCGAUUCAAUGUCUCCCCCGCCACCCCUGGCCCCACAGCCGCGCUUUCCACGUUGCCGAAAGAGCGCAUGGGGGGGGGAGGCGGUCGCACUCUGUGGCCCGGCGCUGUGAGCGCGUUGCGAGUGCGGCCCUGGGCCCUCGUGGCUACCGCUGCCUCGCUUAACGGGGCCCUUUCCUGCCGACACAAGCGGGGAGAAGGGGGUCGCAGGCCUGGCCCCCAGCCUGCACGGAGGGGCGUCUGGGUUUGAAGGGUCCGGAGUCACGGCGAGACACACACCCGCGUUUCGUUUUGGGAUGCACUGUUGGCAAAGUAACGUCGAACAAUGUACCCCCACGACCAGCACUCGUCCAUCAAGUGGAUUGACAAAAGGGCUGUGUGUUAAACAACACAAAUAAUAAAAAUGCUACUACUUAGAAUUAUUAUUUGAAUUCAGGGAAUGGCCUGAAAUGAAGCUGGUUCGAGUGUGUUGGACAAUGUAUCAAUACAGCCGUGGUUACUACUCCUUUGGACAAAUAUAAAACGAGUGGCCGUCUGCGGCCCUGCGCUCGGAUUAUGACAUUGAUUGAGAUGUGUUUUUUAUCACGCGUGUUAUAUGUCACGGACAGGUUGGAGCGUUACUUCAUUAUUCUCACUCCUACUCCCUCACUUACCUACUGGUGUCCCCCUCCCUUACUAAUGACUUACGCCUGGAUUAAUGAAGGCUGCUAACAAACGAACUCGGGACCAAGAGAGAUGUACAAUCUGAAGGAAUCGCUGUGAUCCCAGACCGUCAGGGGAAGAGAGGUCGAGAUUUCGUGUCUGACUGUGAUACGAGAUUUGUCAACUUGUUUUUUUAAUGAGUGUUGUUGUUUAAUGACACUUGCCAAUUACGUUUAUAUAAACGAAAGCUGUCUAUU